Molecule: messenger RNA, 1062 nt
Organism: Rhizophagus irregularis DAOM 181602=DAOM 197198
Lineage: Eukaryota; Fungi; Glomeromycota; Glomeromycetes; Glomerales; Glomeraceae
Biological process (GO): protein homooligomerization
Molecular function (GO): protein binding
Source: RefSeq, a predicted model, not a curated record
CUUUUUUUCCUCUUUUUUUUUCAGAAAAAAAAUAAAAUAAACCAAAAAAGUUUUACUAUAAACAAAAUGACCGAAGAAACAAUCAUAUUGAAUGUUGGAGGCGUAAAGUACGAAACAUUUCGUUCAACACUCACGGCGUACCCGAAUACCAUGCUCGGAACAAUGUUUAGUGAACGUAACAAAAUGACUCUUAAAUCGGAUGAUAAUAAAACAUAUUUUAUUGACCGUAAUGGAUAUGCCUUUUAUUACAUUAUGGAAUUUUAUCGUACUGGCAAAAUUUUAUGGCCCGGUGAAAUUAAAAAUCAAGAAAAUAUGAUGAAGCUUGUUACUAUUCAACAACUUGAAAUAGAAAUAGAGUAUUUUCAAAUUCCAUUUGAUGAUACUUUUUUAUUUCUUGUUCAUAAGUCGGCUGCAAAUGUUAUUGAUAAAAUUAUUUUAUCACUUAUUCAAAUGAUUAAAAUUCAUUUAGAAAAUUUUGGUGAUGUAAUUUCUAUGUUGAUUAAGGAAUCUUCUAUUGAAUUUUCUCAAGACCAAAAUCAACCUAAGUUAGAGUUACUUAUUCCUGCAUCACAUUCAGCAUUACUUCAUAAAUUUUUAAAACAUAAUGAUAAAUCGAUAGGAAAUUAUCUUGAAUCAAAAUUUUCUCAUAUUAAUUUAGUAUGGUCAUGCACGACUUAUACAAUUUUUAAAAAUUCCUUUGCUUUUUUAGUCAGAAUUUCAUUCGAGUUAAAUUUUAAUAGAAUACUUGACUAUUCAAUCAUAAGAAAUUAGUUGAUAUCCCGCUUAAUAUAGAAUUUAUCCUAUAUGAAUUUAUUCACGACAAAUGAUUUGUUUUGAAUUAAAAUACUUUAUCGAAAAGAUUAGUUGAGGGUUUGAGAUUUUAAUUAUAAAAUAUUUACGAAAUUUUUAAAGUUGGAAUAAUUAUUGGUUAUUACGUAAUUGGAUUUUUACUUGUAUUAAACUAUCAUUUAUUCAUAUUAAAUUGUUAAAUUGCUAAAGAUCGAUCAAGCUUUUAUUAAUGUAUUAACUUAUAUAAUAAAUCAAGUAUUAUUGGCAUUUGAG